UCCAUUUGUUUUGCGGUCUUGCUCAAGUCACCUGGGGAAAGAACCAAACCAUGGAGGAAUCGAAAGAUGAGAUCAUAGCUCCUCUCAUACCUAAGGAUGAGAAGGAUAGAGAUGUUAGCAAUCCCUCCUCCUCCUCAUCAUCGCGGGCCAUGGCAUCAAAAUCUGAGGUUAAAGAAAUGCAAGAAGAAGAGGAGAACUCACCCGUUAGACAGGUGGCCUUAACCGUACCAACCACCGACGACCCUUCUCUACCAGUCCUCACAUUUCGAAUGUGGGUCUUAGGCACCAUCUCGUGUGUCCUCUUAUCAUUUCUUAACCAGUUCUUUUGGUACCGAACAGAGCCCUUGACAAUCACGGCCAUCUCUGCCCAGAUUGCCGUGGUUCCUCUUGGCCAAUUGAUGGCCGCCAAAAUUACUGACCGCGUUUUCUUCAAAGGAACUCGCUGGGAAUUCAGCUUGAAUCCAGGGCCCUUCAAUGUCAAAGAACAUGUUCUUAUAACAAUCUUUGCCAACUCUGGAGCUGGCAGCGUUUAUGCCAUUCAUGUUGUGACUGUUGUUAAAGUGUUCUAUAAGAAGCACAUUACUUUCUUUGUCUCCUUGAUUGUUAUCAUAACGACUCAGGUGCUGGGGUUCGGAUGGGCUGGUAUAUUCAGGAGGUACCUAGUGGAACCAGCAGCUAUGUGGUGGCCUGCAAACCUUGUUCAAGUUUCUCUCUUCAGGGCUCUGCACGAGAAGGAAGAGAGGGCAAAGGGUGGGGUAACGAGAACCCAAUUCUUCCUAAUUGCCCUCAUUUGCAGUUUUGCUUACUACGUCUUCCCAGGCUACCUCUUCCAAAUGCUAACUUCCCUCUCGUGGAUAUGCUGGAUAUUCCCAAAAUCAGUGCUAGCCCAACAACUCGGUUCAGGCCUUUAUGGGCUAGGAAUAGGUGCUAUUGGGCUCGACUGGUCCACUAUCUCCUCAUAUCUUGGUAGCCCUCUUGCAAGCCCAUGGUUUGCCACAGCAAAUGUGGCUGCGGGAUUUAUCCUUAUCAUGUAUGUUUUGACUCCCAUCACCUACUGGCUUAAUGUCUACAAUGCAAAGACCUUCCCCAUAUUCUCCGAUGCUCUCUUCACGUCGACAGGUCAAGAAUACAAUAUCACAGCUAUCAUUGAUUCGAAUUUUCACCUUGACAUCGCGGCUUAUGAAAAAGAAGGACCUCUAUACCUUAGCACAUUUUUUGCAAUGACAUAUGGUGUCGGUUUUGCUGCACUAACUGCUACGAUCGUUCAUGUUGCGCUAUUCCACGGAAGAGAAAUAUGGGAGCAAAGCAAAGCUAGUUUCCAGGAGAAAAAAAUGGACGUACACACCAGACUCAUGAGGAAGUAUAAGCAAGUCCCUGAGUGGUGGUUUGUGUGCAUCCUUUUGGUAAACAUUGCUGCCACCAUAUUAGCCUGCGAGUAUUACAAUGACCAACUUCAGCUGCCAUGGUGGGGAGUUCUACUAGCAUGUGGCAUUGCCAUUGUAUUUACACUUCCGAUUGGCAUCAUUACAGCCAUCACAAACCAGACACCAGGCCUUAACAUCAUUACAGAAUAUAUAAUUGGGUAUAUAUAUCCAGGAUAUCCGGUUGCUAAUAUGUGUUUCAAGGUGUAUGGAUACAUAAGCAUGACACAGGCUGUUACCUUCCUGCAAGACUUCAAGCUUGGUCACUAUAUGAAAAUUCCGCCCAGAACAAUGUUCAUGGCUCAGGUCGUAGGCACCCUCAUUGCUUGCUUUGUGUACCUGGGAACUGCCUGGUGGCUAAUGGAAACCAUCCCUGAUAUUUGUGACACGACAGCCUCCAACAGCGUCUGGACUUGUCCAAGCGAUACUGUGUUCUAUGAUGCGUCUGUUAUCUGGGGUUUAGUAGCGCCUCGCAGAAUUUUCGGAGACUUGGGAACUUAUGAGGCGAUCAAUUGGUUCUUCCUUGCAGGAGCAAUUGCUCCUCUUCUUGUCUGGUUGGCCACCAAGGCCUUCCCUCAUCAAGAGUGGAUCAAGCUCAUUAACAUGCCAGUCCUGAUAGGUGCCACAGGGAUGAUGCCACCAGCCACUGCAGUUAACUAUACUACGUGGAUUAUUGUUGGCUUUCUCUCUGGCUUUGUUGUUUAUAGGUAUCGACCCGAUUUGUGGCAACGAUACAAUUAUGUUCUUUCUGGGUCAUUGGAUGCAGGCCUUGCUUUUAUGGGUGUGCUGAUAUAUUUGUGCUUGGGACUAGAAAAUAUUAGUCUAGAUUGGUGGGGAAAUGAUCUUGAUGGAUGCCCUCUGGCUAGCUGUCCAACAGCCAAAGGUAUUGAGGUUGAAGGCUGCCCAGUGUACACCUAGAGUUUGUUGCUUUGUAGAAGUAAAUGUUGAAAAAUAUGCAUCUAGGUUAGUAGGAAAUUGCAGAUGAACGCAUCUGUAUAUAUAUUGCAUUUCAGAAGGAAUUCCAGUGCUCUUGGACAUGAAAUUCAAGUCAGAUUUCUUGCCACAAAAGCAACCAUACUUGGAAUUGUAAUCAUAAUUUCCAUUUAUCCGUACAAUUUGGAUUUUACAAGUUUCACAGCCAUAUUAGUUGAGUACUUCUUGUCAUAAUUUGGAUUUGCAAUUUUUCAUA
Messenger RNA from Theobroma cacao (cacao), 2610 nucleotides. It is a transcript of the gene OPT7, whose product is annotated as oligopeptide transporter 7. Gene Ontology annotation, molecular function: oligopeptide transmembrane transporter activity. The record is from RefSeq and is a predicted model, not a curated record. NCBI's taxonomy places the organism in Eukaryota, Viridiplantae, Streptophyta, Magnoliopsida, Malvales, Malvaceae. Gene Ontology annotation, biological process: transmembrane transport.